Messenger RNA from Paracoccidioides lutzii Pb01, 1980 nucleotides. Its product is annotated as protein kinase wis1. Bases 1 to 1980 code for a protein of 659 amino acids. The record is from RefSeq and is a predicted model, not a curated record. Gene Ontology annotation, biological process: cellular hyperosmotic response; protein phosphorylation; MAPK cascade. Gene Ontology annotation, molecular function: ATP binding; MAP kinase kinase activity. The transcript has 2 exons.
AUGGAUAGCCAUGACUCACCGGAUUCUACCGACGAUGAUCUCUCGGGACCCGUCCCCAAUCUCCUGUCAACUUCUUCCCUUCCUUCGCUCGAGUCUCAGCUCCCAGCCCUGCAUUCCGUCGGCGACAACCCCUCCCCAGCGAUGCCCCGGUCGUCCACUCCGCUUGGCCACGUUAAUGCAGCCCGAAAACCUCCCGUUCGUCCUCCCGGCGCCAUCCCACGCUCGAGCGGUUUGAACCAGGACAUCCAGGCGAAAAUGAAGGCCUUUUCGCUCUCUAGACAAGGGGCUCCACCCGGGGCGAACCCGUACUUGAACAGCAAUAUGCCUGGAGGAAGUCCCAUCGUUGGUUCUGCAAUCCAGGGUAUUACUCUGGUUGGUGGUCCGAUACCGGGAGGCAUGGCGAGACUGCCAUCCCAUUCCUCCCCUGUGUGGCCGGCGCAUUCUCCCGGAUCAAACCCCAAUAGCCCGGUAAUACAACAAAAAAUGGGCGGUUUAGCUGCAAAGAGGGGGCUUAAUCGUGGCAUGAAGCUGUCUGACGCUACCGGACCUCAUCCUGGGGCAGCCAACCUGGGGCAAUUUGGAAGUUUUCCGGGUGCAUCAGCUGUUUCACAAGACGCUAGAGGCCCUCCUGAGACCCUGUUCUCCAAAUACUCAGACUUCGUUGACACGAAGGCAGGGACUUUAAAUUUCCGCAACAAGGCUAUUAUCCACAGUGGCGGCAUAGACUUUACCUCGGGGAGCAGCUUCAGCAUCUCGUUAGAUGAAGUUGACACCCUUGAGGAAUUGGGCAAGGGCAACUACGGUACCGUCUACAAGGUUCGACACUGUCGUCCGCAUAUGCGAAGACCUGGCGUGGGAUUACGUGGCACACUUACAAGACAGCAGUCGUCGUCUCAAACAACGACACCGCUCUUUAAUGACGCAAAAUGCAACACAUCCAACGUCAUCAUGGCCAUGAAGGAAAUCCGCCUCGAACUAGACGAAGCAAAAUUCACCGCCAUUAUUAUGGAGUUGGACAUCCUGCACCGUUGUGUAUCACCGUUCAUCAUCGAUUUCUACGGUGCAUUUUUCCAGGAGGGCGCUGUGUACAUUUGUGUGGAAUACAUGGACGGUGGGUCCGUUGAAAAAGUUUAUGGCGACGGAAUCCCCGAGAAUAUCCUCCGAAAAAUCACUCUGUCCACGAUCAUGGGUUUGAAAUCUUUGAAGGAUGAACACAACAUCAUCCACCGCGACGUUAAACCGACUAAUAUCCUAAUCAACACGCGUGGGCAGAUCAAGAUUUGUGAUUUUGGCGUCAGUGGGAAUCUGGUGGCUAGUAUCGCGAAAACCAACAUCGGCUGCCAGAGUUACAUGGCUCCGGAGCGGAUUUCUGGUGGUGGCGCCACUCCCGGUGGCGGAACAUAUAGUGUUCAGAGCGACAUAUGGAGCUUGGGUCUGACAGUGGUCGAAUGCGCCAUGGGCCGGUAUCCCUACCCUCCCGAGACGUUCAACAAUAUUUUCAGCCAAUUGAACGCCAUCGUCCACGGCGACCCACCCAAACUGCCCGAAGAAGGCUACUCGGCCGAAGCCAAGGAUUUCGUCCAAGGCUGUCUGAACAAAAUCGCCGCGCUGAGACCCAGUUACGACCACCUCCUCCGCCACCCCUGGCUAUCAUCCCUGAGACAACCACCUAAUUACCACCACCCACCCCGCCGCCACCGGACGACCGACGGAGACAGCGCCGAUGGUGUCGGCAUGGACAUGGACAUUGACAUGGACAUGGACAUCGGCAUCACCGCCAACGUCGACCCUUCCAAAUGCACCUCGACACCCUUCGAAACGGCCGAUGGGGAAGUUGCUGCGUGGGUCAUUGAUGCGCUGGAUAGGCGUGCGCGGGGGGUCAUGGGCAAGCUGGAGCGGCCGGCGCUGCAUGCUGUGGCGCUCGAUGCGGUUCCGGGGAGUCCGUUGCUGGAGCAUUCGUCGGCGCCGUCGCGUAAUUAA